AUGAACGGCUUGGCGAUCGACCCCUGGAUUUCUGCCUUGCCCAAGGUGGAACUGCACGUACACGUUGAGGGUACAUUGUCUCCAGAAUUGCGAUGGAAACUUGCCCGUCGAAACAACGUCCCUUUGCAAUACAAAACGUACGAGGACCUCCUCGACUCAUAUAGAAUAACGUAUAACCACCGACCUGAGCUUGUUCCAGAUGGCCGCCCGACCUUCUUUCAGGCCUACUUCGGCGGCUGCCAGGUCUUGUUGGAAGAAGAUGACUUUUACGAGCUCGGCAUGGAGCUGCUCGCGCGAGCGAAGGAGCUCAACGUCCGCUAUCUGGAGCCGUUUUUCGACCUACAGGCGCACACCCGGCGCGGCGUCCCGGUUGAGAAGAUCCUCAACGGGUUUCAUCGUGCGCAGCUUGAAGGAGUGGCGCAGCACAGCGUGCACAGCAACUGGAUUCUCACCAUAGUGCGAGACGAUCCUGUCGAGGACGCUGUUGCUGUGUACGAGGCGGCACGUCCGUGGGGACGUAUGCCAGGGGGCAAAGGCCUAUUUCACUCGGUUGGGUUGGCGAGCAACGAAUACGACCGUCCGCCGAUGCUGUUCGAGCAAGUCUUCCUAUGGGCCAAGAGAGACGGACUGAAGGUGACGGGCCAUUGCGACGUGGACCAGAAAGAUCAUCACGAGCAUAUCCACGAGAUGAUAUUCCAAGUAUGCGGCGGCAAAGGGGCUGAUCGGAUCGACCAUGGUCUGGACGUGUACUCGCAGCCAGACCUGAUGGAAGGACUGAAGGCGAGAAAGAUCGGCCUGACACUCUGCCCUCAUGCAUACAACCGACGACAGGCCACAGAGGUAUUGUUUCCAAAAAUUCGGAGGGUGUUUGAUAACGGGGUCAAAUUCUGCCUGAACAGUGACGAUCCGACAUAUAUGCACGGCGUCUGGAUCGACGGAGCGAUGCAGAAGGCCUAUACCUACUGUAACUUCACCAAGAAGGACAUGGUUGCACUUGUCAGAAACGGAGUAGAGAUGUCUUGGGCUGAAGAUAGUAUCAAGGAGUCUAUUAUAAAGGAGCUUGACGAGAUACUCGUAUAG
This is a messenger RNA of Grosmannia clavigera kw1407, 1080 nucleotides long. Its product is annotated as adenosine deaminase. The coding region runs from base 1 to 1080 and encodes 359 amino acids. The record is from RefSeq and is a predicted model, not a curated record. Gene Ontology annotation, biological process: hypoxanthine salvage; adenine catabolic process. Gene Ontology annotation, molecular function: adenine deaminase activity. Gene Ontology annotation, cellular component: cytosol. The transcript has a single exon. Lineage: Eukaryota; Fungi; Ascomycota; Sordariomycetes; Ophiostomatales; Ophiostomataceae.